UGAUGAUGUCUGUCUCAUGUUAUUUCAGUGCUAUAAAGUGAUUCUUUCUUAAGGCGUUAUCAUUGUCUUGAUUACGUAUUUAUAAAAUUUUAUUUCAUUCAAAUAACGAAGUUCAAAAAACUUCAGAUAAAGAAAAUCGUUCCUACCUUAAAUAAUAACAUUUAUACUUAAUGUAACAAAAAUAAGGGCAACUACCAUUUCAUGUAAAUUUUAGCCGCUGUCAAACUUGUAAAUUAAAUAAGCACUCCACUUGAGAGCAACAAGUUUUCACUGUUUACAGAAUUCAUAUUUCAGAAACUCUUGCCGCGCCUAACCGGAGCGCGACAUUUCAAAUGAGUCAGUCGCUUCCCGAUCUUAAGUCCGAACACAUCCUGGGUAAAAAAGUAAAAGUUAGGACAUAACAAAGUCUGAUUGGUGUUUUAGAUUUGAUAUUUAGUAAUUUGUAUAGUUGAAAGUACGUAGUGAGUUUGUAAGAGCAUGGUGCGCAAAGAGUUGAUAGUACCGAGUAUAAUAAUGUGGGCGGCGGCGGCGCUGGCGCUCUGGGCGGCCGGCGUGGGCGCCGCGCGCUAUGACAGCGCUACGCCGCAUACGCCGCCCUACACGAAGUACAAAUACAUACCUUUGCGAACAUCAUACGACCGCUACGAUCCCGACGACCUAACCUCUUCGCCGCCCGCGGACCCCCCGGGGGGCACCGUGGUCAACAGCGGCGGCAUGGCGCCCUCCGAGUUCAUUCUGACGGCGCUGCGCACUGCCCUGGACGUCGUGCGCAAUAUCAACAAGCAGCGGGCGCUGGCCAAGCCCAAGAAUAAUACGGCUUUGAUGCAACGGCGGAGAAGAGUAAACGCGACCUCAAGUGGAAACGCACGUGGCUUUGACGACUACUAUGACGAGCACCACCACUACGAGACGACAACGACCACUACACCCAAGCCCAUGAAACAGGGCCGCUACACCGACCCCUGGGCUGGUUACUACGACUGGAUCAUCAACGAGGGAUCCUUCAAGUUUUGGAGCGUCUUCCAGCUUUUCACUGCCGCUCUACUAUUGUACGCGUGCUUCUCUGCUAUUUACUAUGCGAAGUUCAACCCUAUUAUUCCGGACUACGACAGGGAGUAUGAUGAUUAUUUCCUGGAGAGAACAGUUGGAAGACAAGCGAGAAGUUUGGAUUCCAUGGAAUCUUGGGAACUACCAUCUGGACUAAGUUGGAUCAAUCCGAGGACCUUCCAGUUCAUUUUAGAUGCUAUUUCAACACAUUAUGAGCAAGAAUAACAAAAUGUAGUCCCACAGCGACACGGACAAGGUGGUCCCUGUCAUCUUUGUAAAUAUUUUCUUUCAUUGAAGAACAAGUUAAACUUUGCAAAUAAAAGUUACAACAAAGUUCUUAACUACAUCUGAAACUCAGCAGCGACGGCUUUGAAGUUACAGGUUUUAUGUAAUGAAACUAAUUAAAGUAGAUUUAUUAUCUAGCUUAGACUAGUUAACACUUGACGGUUACGUUAGCAACCGCUUGAACUCGAUCGUACUCCAUCUCGCUCACUCUAAAUUUAUUGAGCGAAAGAGUAGAAUCGUGUUCACGCUGUCUCUGGCGCAAAAUGUCAAACGUCAACUCGUGGUACGGCUACUUGUUAGAUAUAGUAUAUGUAGGCAUGAUUUGACAGAACUUACAAUAGUCUAUAAAUUAUAGGGGUGCAAGAAUGUAGUUCUAUGUGUAUUGACAAUCUGGGUACCUAUAUCAUCAGUACAUGUAAUUAAGUAAGUAUUCGUAAGUUCUUAUUGAAUCGGGCCUAAAGUAGUUAAAAAACAACCUUAUAUUUUCUAUUUAUAGGUGUGUAUAGAGUGUCCCAUAUACUUACGCAAUUAUAAUAUAUAUUUACUUUAUACCGUUAUAGCCUUUAGACGAGUUAAUUGCAACAUGGGACAUACUUAAUUCGUAUACUUAUAAAUACCUAGGCGUGAUUUGACAGAACUUAAUUAGGUACCUAUAGGUGUGUAUUUUUAUGUACCUACAUAUAUAUGCAAGUUCUUUUUGAAUCGGGCCUAAAAUAAAUUAAAUUUAUGUAUACCUGUUAUAAGUACUACACUUAAAUUCAAUUUGCUCAAUUUUAGUUCCUACAUUUUUGUCAUGUAUUUAUUAGGUAGGUUUCAAAAUAUUGUGCUCUUGAUGGCGCACGGUGGACGAAAGGCGAUAUUUUAUUUCAGUUGAUGUGUGGUGUAGAUUUAUUUAUAUAAGCGAACAUUUCUACUGUCAAUAAAUUAACAUUUAAAAAGUAACUUUCGUGCGAUUUUAUUUUAAAUUUACUUUUAACGGUUAACGAAAGAUAAAAUUAUACCCAGGAACAUUCUCAAGAUAAUCCUGGAACUUAAAUGGUAUUUAAAACAUAAAUCAGUACUUAACUAUUAGAAAAAGAAAUUGCGGUGAGUUUGUUCCUUCGCAGUAAAAUAUGGAUUUCCUGUAGCCGUGACUUUUAUGUGAUGUAACGCCCGCAACGCCCGCAUUGCCCAUUGGAAAUAAAGGCUUAACCGUGGUUUAACAGCUAAACCUUACUUGUAAAGACCACCGUAUACUAACGUGUUUUGAGUAUCGGCGUUUAGUCAGCGCAAAAAAAAAAUACAUUAUUAUACAGUUACGCCAAUACCAUACGCAAUGUAUACCGUUGGCUGCCUGAAAAUAGUUAAAUAGCAUA
Messenger RNA from Leguminivora glycinivorella, 2687 nucleotides. RefSeq lists its product as uncharacterized. The transcript has 4 exons. The record is from RefSeq and is a predicted model, not a curated record. The coding region runs from base 478 to 1272 and encodes 264 amino acids. NCBI's taxonomy places the organism in Eukaryota, Metazoa, Arthropoda, Insecta, Lepidoptera, Tortricidae.